Cheilinus undulatus (humphead wrasse) is the source of this 2335-nucleotide messenger RNA. RefSeq names its product KH domain containing, RNA binding, signal transduction associated 3 (gene khdrbs3). Lineage: Eukaryota; Metazoa; Chordata; Actinopteri; Labriformes; Labridae. Gene Ontology annotation, molecular function: mRNA binding. Gene Ontology annotation, biological process: regulation of alternative mRNA splicing, via spliceosome. Bases 302 to 1324 code for a protein of 340 amino acids. Gene Ontology annotation, cellular component: nucleus. The transcript has 9 exons. The record is from RefSeq and is a predicted model, not a curated record.
AGAGGGACCCUCACUCCGGUAGUGAUGCGAAGAGAGAGGCUCUGCUGGCUGAACAACACUUCCAUGGGAUAAAAAACCUUCCUGCUCACAUUUAACCGCUAAUUGUGUCUGUGCAUGUGUCACGAGGACCGAGAAAUGCUCUGGUAGCGCGAGCGCGAAUGACACUAUCGCCCGCCUUUUUGUUUCCCAAAAGAUACUCGGAGCUUACUUGGAGCCGUUUGGACAUUGAGCAAGUUUUAUUCGUUAUUUACUCGAAAUACAUUUGAGUGUUUUUUUCUUGGAGCCCCAAGCCGAGGACGAAAUGGAGAGCGAGAAGUACUUGCCGGAGCUUAUGGCAGAGAAGGACACGCUGGAUCCGUCUUUUCAGCACUCCCUGCGGCUACUGGAUCAAGAGAUUGAAAAAAUCCAGAAAGAUGAGGGGAAGGAAGAAGAGAAGUUCAUCGACGUCGUCAUCAACAAGAACAUGAAACUGGGCCAGAAAGUUUUAAUACCAGUCAAGCAGUUUCCUAAAUUUAACUUUGUCGGCAAACUCCUCGGGCCACGCGGGAACUCGUUAAAGAGACUACAGGAGGACACUCUCACAAAGAUGUCAAUUCUUGGAAAAGGAUCCAUGAGAGACAAAGAAAAGGAGGAAGAGCUACGGCAGAGCGGCGAGGCCAAAUAUCACCACCUUAACGAAGACCUGCACGUCCUCAUCGAGGUGUUCGCGCCGCCGGCUGAGGCUUACGCCAGAAUGGGUCACGCUCUGGAGGAGAUCAAGAAGUUCCUCAUACCAGAUUACAAUGAUGAGAUCAGACAGGCCCAGCUGCAGGAGCUCACAUACCUGAACGGCGGCUCUGAGGACGCCAAGGUGCCAUCGGUGAGGGGCAAGUCAGCCGCCCGUGGAAGAGGGACACCUGUUCCAGGGCCUCCCAGGAGUCGAGGAGGAGUUCCUCCCUUGCAUGCAGCAGUGCCCCGGGGAGCAGCACCCAGAGGAGCCCCACCCAGCCGGGCUCCAUCCUCUAGAGGGAGAGGGGUUCAGAGAGCCAGAGGCGCCCUUCCAACUGCCGGAUACAGACCAGCUCCUCCCAUAGUUCAGGACACGUACGGUGAAUAUGAAUAUGACGACGGCUACGGAACAGCUUACGAUGAUCAAGGCUACGAAUCUUAUGACAACAACUACAGCAAUCAAGGACAAAACUCAGAUGAUUACUACGAGUACGGACACAGUGGGGAAUCAUAUGAGUCGUAUGGCGUGGAAGAGUGGGCAAACAAUCGCGGCAAAGCACCGUCUGCUCGAACAACCAAGGGAGUGUACAGAGAUCAGCCAUACUCCAGAUAUUGAACUGUUUAUACAACCAACACCCGAGUCCUCAUGGCUGUCUCAACCCAAGUAAUGGAUUUUUUAUGGACAUUCCCAUCUUUUUAGAAUUGAAAACUAAAUAAUGCAAAAGAAAUGGUCAAAUUGAGACGGUAUAAUGAGUAAAAACUUGUUUUCAAAAAUGUUACUCCCUUAUUAUAAAAAGCGUACUCCCACUGGUUAAAACAUGUAAAGCAAUUGAGGUAAUCUUUCCCUUCUUCUAUUACAAAUCAACUGGAUGUUGAGAUUAAGAGCGAUUCCAUAGUACAUUAAGUUUCUCUCUCAGCUAUGUGAUUGUGAAGAAUGACAUUGUAUCAAGCACUUUUACUCAGUAAUGACUUGUGACUCAGUAGAGGCCGUCGAUACAAUCUUUCUACACAGCUGCCAGUACAACCUAAUUUACAACCCUCUAUUCUUCAGACCUUGAACUGCGUGGUUGAUCACUUAAAAAUGUAGUAGCUUAGUCCUAGGAAAGUGCAGUACUGUAGAUAUUUUUCUUUCUGAGGGGUAAUCAGUGAAAUUGUGUCCCUUGUAAAUGAAAUAUUUACAACUAAAAAAAGAGAAAAGUCCAACUGUAAACAUAUUGUUUUGCUGUUUUCCUCCUUUUUGUAAAAUAAUAGUUUGUUAGUGUUAAAGGGCUUAUAAAAGCAUGGUGUGCAACUGUGGAUAUUGUCAGCUGUUUUAUUCUGAAAAAAAAAUGUAGUUGUGUUCAUCAUAAUGGCCCCAAAACAUCCAUUUAAAAACAUCUAUAAAUAACUGCUCAUAUUUCAUGUAUACUGAACAAGCAGAGCUGCGAAACAGUCAAGGAGCUUUUUAAUUUUUGUGACUUUUCUUAGGUGCUUUAAAUCAGUACUUUCAGUGUCAUUCUUUGAUUUAAUAUGAGAUACUUUCUGACUUUGUCGGCAUAAUAAUCCAUUUUAAGAUCAUAACUCACACGCUGGUGAAUUAGUAAUUAUACCCAUCUAGAGAUUUGUUCAUCUAUAUUGAUUUUGAGCU